Arabis nemorensis is the source of this 2751-nucleotide messenger RNA. The record is from the annotation of a GenBank genome assembly. Lineage: Eukaryota; Viridiplantae; Streptophyta; Magnoliopsida; Brassicales; Brassicaceae.
AUGGACCAAUUCCACCAUCUAUUUCAAAACCUUUCAUCACUCACCGUUUUAAGCCUUGGCACAAACUCUCUUAGUGGUCCAGUUCCUUACGAAUUGGGUCGUCUUCAAAGGCUACAAGUCCUUGAUCUCACCAUAAACAACCUCACCGGAACAAUCCCUCCUUCUAUUUACAACAUCUCUUCUCUAGUCUCUUUGGUUCUUGCUUCAAACAACUUUUGGGGUCAGUUUCCAAGAAACAUAGGAGAGACACUUCCAAAUCUCUUGGUUUUCAACACGUGCUUCAAUAAGUUCACCGGAGAGAUUCCAGCUUCUCUACAUAACCUCACAAACAUUAAGGUGAUUCGCGCUGCGCAUAACCUUCUAGAAGGGACAAUACCACCAGGAAUAGGCAAUCUCCCAUUCCUAGAAAUGUACAACGUUGGAUUCAACAAGAUAGUUUGGGAUGGAGAUCAAAAUCUUGAUAAUUUCAUCAAGUCUUUGAGUAACAACUCCCAACUUAAUUUCCUUGCUUUUGAUGGAAAUCUAUUGGAGGGUGUUAUUCCAAUAUCUAUUGGCAAUCUCUCAAAGCAUCUUUCGAAACUUUUCAUGGGAGGAAAUCGCUUCACGGGUAAUAUUCCUGAAUCUAUUGGCUAUCUCACAGGCUUGAACCUUCUUAACAUGAGUGACAACUCACUCACUGGUGUUAUUCCUCGAGAGAUUGGUAAUCUGAAAGGGUUGCAAGUGCUAGAACUAGCCGGAAAUCAACUUGUUGGAAGAAUCCCGGAUUCUUUUGGCGAUCUGGGUGCGUUAAAUGAGAUCAAUCUAUCGAAGAACAAACUAGAAGGUAUGAUCCCGCCAUCAUUUAGAAACUUCAAGAAUGUGUUAUCCAUGGACAUAUCCAACAAUAUGCUAAAUGGAAGCAUACCAAAUGGAGUUUUUAACCUACCUAGCUUGAGUUCCGUCUUAAAUCUAUCUAGAAACCUAUUUGUUGGCCAUAUUCCUGAAGAUAUAAGUCGCCUGGAAAGCGUUGUAAGCCUAGAUCUAUCUGAUAACAAGUUCUCUGGUAGCAUUCCUUCAUCUAUCAAAGGUUGUCAGAGCUUGGAGAAGCUCAACAUGGCAAGGAAUCAUCUUUCCGGACCAAUACCGAAAACAUUAGCAGAAUUAAAAGGUCUAGAGCUUCUAGAUGUCUCUUCAAACCAAUUCUCCGGUGUCAUUCCUCCGGAACUUCAAGAUUUACAUGCUUUGAAGUUCUUGAAUCUUUUAUUCAACAAUCUUCAAGGAGGGAUUCCAAGUGGUGGGAUUUUCAAGGAUAUAUCUAAAGCUUAUAUGGAGGGAAAUCCAAGGCUAUGCAUCUACACUAGUUGUCGAAAACCUCGGACGCACGGAAAACUUUUGAAAGUAAGCAUUAUCACAUGCGCGGUAGGUGUAAUGGCGAUAUGCAUGAUAACUUUCUUGAUUCUGAAAAGAAAAGCAAAAAAAUCUAUCAAAUCUACAUCAUCAUCAAGUUCACUCCGCAAGCAACCAUUCAUGAAAGUCUCAUACGAUGAGCUGAAGAGAGCCACUGAAGAUUUUAACCCUCGUAAUCUUCUCGGUGUUGGAAGCUUUGGAUCGGUAUUCAAAGGGGUAAUACAAGGAGUUGAUAUCGCGGUAAAAGUCAUCGAUCUCAAAGCAAACGGAUACUAUAAAGGCUUUAUCGCAGAGUGUGAUGCGUUAAGGAAUUUCUUAAGCAAUGGAAGUUUAGAAGAAUGGAUCAAAGGUCGAAAGAUAAAGUCUGAUGGAAGUGUUGGAUUAAGUCUUGAAGAAAGAGUGAAUGUAGGCAUUGACAUUGCAUCUGCACUGGAUUAUUUGCACAAUGAUUGUGAAACACGUGUGGUUCAUUGUGAUCUAAAACCAAGCAAUAUUCUUCUAAACGAAGAAAUGGUUGCAAAGGUCGGCGAUUUCGGGCUGGCUCGUGUGUUGUUUGAUGCAUCUGAUGAUCGUCAUCACGCUUCUAUAAGUUCCACACAUGUCUUGAAAGGCUCCAUCGGUUAUAUUCCUCCAGAGUAUGGGCUUGGGGAAAAGCCAUCACAAGCAGGAGAUGUGUAUAGCUUUGGAGUGUUGUUUUAUGGGUUUGAAAAGAAUGCAAUCAUGGAAGUGAUUGAUCCUAAACUUAAGGGACUCAUUGAUAUUUCUGGUGCACAACUUCAUACAAAACUUGAUUCUCUUAACAAAAUUGUGGAAGUUGGCUUGGCUUGCACCGCCUAUGCAGCUGGUGAACGGAUCGACAUGAGAGAUGUGUUACGCUUAUUGAAAGAGGCCAAGGACAUACUUGGCAAUGCAAGAGAAAGAGACUGGAAAUUCCCAAUUCCUGUAAAGCAUAAAGAUUUCGAAUUUCUGAUUAAGAAGUUAGCUCCGCCGCUCACGGCUGUUAUACUCGCGGUGUCUCCGAUCUGUUACCCACCAGAAUCUCUUGGGCAAACUUUGGAUAUACAAAGAGGAGCAACAUUGUUUAAUAGAGCUUGUAUCGGGUGUCACGAUACAGGUGGAAACAUUAUUCAACCAGGCGCAACGCUUUUCACAAGUGACCUCCAAAGAAAUGGAGUUGACACUGAGGAAGAGAUUUUCCGUGUUACCUACUACGGAAAGGGAAGAAUGCCGGGAUUUGGCGAGAAAUGCACGCCGAGAGGACAAUGUACCUUUGGACCGCGUUUGCAGGAUGAAGAAAUCAAGCUUCUGUCUGAAUUUGUAAAGUUUCAGGCUGACCAAGGUUGGCCAAAUGUAUCUACCGACUAG